This is a messenger RNA of Monomorium pharaonis (pharaoh ant), 2368 nucleotides long. RefSeq names its product nucleolar protein 56 (gene Nop56). Gene Ontology annotation, molecular function: snoRNA binding. NCBI's taxonomy places the organism in Eukaryota, Metazoa, Arthropoda, Insecta, Hymenoptera, Formicidae. Gene Ontology annotation, cellular component: box C/D methylation guide snoRNP complex; small-subunit processome. The transcript is spliced from 3 exons. The coding region runs from base 437 to 1909 and encodes 490 amino acids. The record is from RefSeq and is a predicted model, not a curated record.
UUCGCGCGCGCACGCCAUCGCUCGAUCACUUUUCCUCUUUUCUUUUUCACGUUACUUUUUAUGUUGGUAUGGAGAUAUAAAACAACGAGGAGAUGGCCGCCAAGAGAUAAUUUACGCAGUAUAAAUUGUCUUUGACCGCGGCGAGUUAAAUCGAUAAAUCGAUCUGAACUUACGACUAAUGAUUCAUUGUAGACCCGGCUUUACAUCUCCAUUUGCUACGCAGAUAGUAGUGCUACUUUACCGUCUCAAUUCUCAAUUCGGCUUUACCAGUCAUUCACAUCCGGCCGCCGGCGUUAGCACUAGCACCACGCGAUUGUACGUAUGUACUACGAUGCUACGUAUACGUCGUGUGUAACGCACAUGGUCGAGUUUUACGAAGAUUUUACGUACGUUGAAAUUCUUUUCAACUGAAUAAAAAAUCUACAAUUUGCGAAUAAUGCCGAACCUUUUUAUGUUAUUUGAACAUGCCGCUGGCUACGCCGUAUUCCGCGUUAAAGAAUUCGAGGAGAUCGGAAUGCUGUUACCUCAGGUGGAACAGUCCGUGACAGAUCUGUCUCGUUUUCGUAGCAUUGUAAGCCUUGUCGGAUUUUGUCCCUUCAAGACUGCGGUGUGUGCUCUGAAAAAUAUCAACAGUAUUGUUGAGGGAAUAGUGACGGACGAUCUGAAGCUCUUCCUCGAUUCCUGCUUUGGUGGGUUUACCAAGCAGGAUGUUGUUCUUGGUAUUGCGGAAUCCAAACUUGGUGCCAAAAUUACAGAGGAAUUGGGUAUAAAGUGCGACCAUAUGAAUGCUGUUCCUGAGAUCAUGAGGGGAAUUCGGCUCCAUUUUAAUGAUCUGGUGAAGGGCUUUACACCAGAGAACGCCAAGGCUGCACAAGUAGGCCUCGGGCACAGUUAUUCGAGAGGAAAAGUUCAGUUCAAUGUGCGUCGUGUUGACAACAUGAUUAUUCAGAGUAUAGCCCUGAUGGAUCAAUUGGACAAGGAUAUCAACACAUUCAGCAUGCGUAUGAAAGAAUGGUACAGUUACCACUUUCCAGAACUUGUAAAAAUUGUUCCAGAGAAUUUGACAUACGCGAAAGUGACGCAAAUAAUAAAAGAUAGAAAAGAAAUGACGGACGAGAAGGAGGAAAAAUUAGUAGAAGUUGUUCAGGACGAUGCAAGAGCGAAGAACAUUGUAAGAGCAGCAAAGUCAUCCAUGGGAAUAGACAUAAGUUUAGAUGAUUUAAAGAACGUUGGGAUUUUCGCUGCACGCGUUAUCGCAAUGGCGGAAUAUAGGAAAAGGAUGUCCGAAUAUUUGACGACAAAAAUGAAAGAUGUAGCACCGAAUUUAGCCACUUUAAUCGGGGAUCAAGUCGGCGCCAGAUUAAUAGCACAUGCCGGAUCGCUUACUAAUUUAGCGAAGGCGCCAGCGUCUACCGUUCAGAUAUUGGGAGCGGAGAAAGCCUUGUUCAGAGCGUUGAAAAACCGUAAAAAGUCAAACACACCGAAAUAUGGGCUCUUAUUUCAUUCUACAUUUAUCGGUCGUGCCGGCCAUAAAAACAAGGGUAGAAUCGCGAGGUACCUUGCAAAUAAAUGUUCUAUUGCCUCCAGAAUUGAUUGUUUCCGGGAUGAACGGAUGCACCAGACGAAGGUGUUCGGUGAAAAAUUACGACAACAAGUAGAAGAUAGAUUGAUCUUCUAUACAACUGGCAAGGAGCCGAAGAAAAAUUUGGACGUGAUGAGGGAGGCACUGGAAGAAACGGAACGCGUGUUAGCUGAUCUGAAAAAGGAGGCUGAAAAGAAACACGGUAAAAAAAGAAAACGCGACACGCUCGUGGAAAAUGGUCAAGAAAAUGGACACGUCGAAAAUGGUGAAGACACCUCGUUGCAGAAAAAGAAAAAAAAGAAAAAAUCAAAACAAAAUGAUGAAUAAAAAAAGAAUUGCUUUCUCCAUACGUGUUUUAAAUGAAGGAAUAAAAUAUUUCUUAAUAUGUGAACUUGUUCAUAGAAAUAUUCUUAUAAAUUUUUACCUAAUAAUAAUUUCUUCUUUAUAUUAACAUAAAGUUAUGUUUAAGUAUAUUACUUAGCGUUGACACAUUCAUUAUCUUCUACAAAUUCAUAUAUUACAAAUGCAGACAUUUACAGUGUCUUUUUACAAUGGUACAAGAAUACACGAAAAUACAAACAAAAAUGUAAAAAUUUUAAUAAACAAUUUACCUCGAUAUAACGUUUUUUUUUGCAUUGAGGAGAUGCGUAUACAUUUUCUAUAUUCGAGAAAAUCUUAUACAUAUGAAACAGACUACGUACAUCGAAAAACUUAAUUACUAUACAGACGACCAAUUGUGUAACUCAUACUUUUAAAAAAUAAUAAAAAAAAUUUAUACACGUAAAA